AUGUGGACCUCUGUGCGCCUUCUCCUGUUGUCAGCCCUACUCACCGGAAAGACGGUUGCUGAACGCUGCCCACAAAUCUGCCUCUGCGACGGCAUCAAGCAUCAAGUCAUGUGCUUGAACAAGAACCUCACCAAGGUGCCCAUUAACAUCCCUCAGGUCAGUUUGCGGGAAGCAACGAGGGACGUGCAACACGAGGUUUGCACAAGUGCACUUCUGUGAAGCAUCCAUUGGGCCCUUUCCUCCGACAUCCUACUGGCAAAGUUCAAACUGGAAAGAGUUUUGGGGGGAAAUUGCCUUGUAAAGUGGUGGAUGCUCCUUUAUUAUUCAGCCAAGGCUGGAAUGCUACCUAUCAGAGAUGUUUAAUGGGUUUCCUGCAUUAGCAGUGGGUUGGAGUUUGGAUUUGGAUUUGAUAUCCUGCUUUAUCACUACCCGAAGAAGUCUCAAAGCGGAUAACAUUCUCCUUUCCCUUCCUCCCCCACAACAAACACUCUGUGAGGUGAGUGGGGCUGAGAGACUUCAAAGAAGUGUGACUGGCCCCAGGUCACCCAGCAGCUGCAUGUGGAGGAGCGGAGACGCGAACCCGGUUCCCCAGAUUACGAGACUACCGCUCUUAACCACUACACCACACUGGCUCGCACACUGGGUUGGAGUUGAUGAGCCUUGACAUUCCCUUCCAAUUCUAUGAGUCUAUGAAACAGCUCCAAUUUCUUUAAAAGUUCUAGUGAAGACAUCUAAGGUCUCUCUAGCCCAGAGACUUUUUCUUAAAGAACAGCUGCUGCCUCUAACAAAUUUCUAAUAUUAAUAAUAUGUCAGUUCAUCCAUUUACAUCAUAUCUAAGGAUUUUAUCAGACAUUCCUUAAUCAAUCAUAUACCUUGAGCCUUGCACUACUGGAAAGAACAAUCUCAGCAAUUACAAACAGGUCAAAAUAAUACACAUACGGUACAUUUGAUACCUAGGCUAUUAAGACAGUGAGAUGAUUAAUUACAGUAGCAUUAGCACCUAAGAUUGGCCCUAUCUACACCCAAAACUUGUAUACCUCACCCAUGUACCAUAUUACAAUUCCACCACAAAUGGAUAAAAUAGGCAUGCCCCCCUUGCACACAUCCUGCAGUUGGAAUGAGGUUUUAGCUGGAAUAAUACGCCACUUAAACCCUGAAACCCCAGAGAGCAUCUGCCAGUCAGUGUAAGCAAUACUGAACUAGAUGAACCAUUGGCCUGACUCAGCAUAAGGCAGCUUCUUAUGCUCCUAAAUCAUAACAAGCCAAAGAAGUCAUCAUAUUGUUAUGACAGACCAAGCACUUUCAGAAAUCCAAGAACCCAAGUCUCUGUUCAAAGGUAUUUUAUCAUAGUCAAAAUCAUAUCACAGACUAUACAACUGAGAAAGUACCCCCUUUAUUAAAGUGUAUUCUAUAACCACCUUCUCAAAUAAGUUGUUUGAUGCAGCCUGAAAAUAUUACCCGCUCCUUUUUGUACAAACUGCUUUAUUUGAAGCUACUGAUACCCUGUGGCUACCCAGACCUGAGACUCCCAAAACUCUGGUCUCAAGUAGACAAAUUCCCAUUUGGUAUCAGGUCCAUGCAACUAUACAUUUAUGCUUUUCCCAUCUGAAAAGGUCUCUCAGUCUUUUCUGGGAUUGAAUUUGAAGUCUGUUGUUGUGGAUUCAAAAGGUGAGACCUAUGGGGAAAAGUCAUUUUCUGUAUCUACUCCAAGUAUGGAAUAGUUAAUAAUAUGCUAAUUCUCUAUUAUAACAAAGACACCAGGGAGUGAGGAAUUGACUUUUCAUCCAGAGGCAACAUUGUUCCAAAAGACCGUGAGCAAGAAAUUAGUUGAGGAUAAAGCUAAUGUUUAUCUGUGUAAUCAACAGGUCACUCAAAGACUUGACCUCCGGGGUAAUGAAAUCAAAGUCAUCUCUGCAGGAACUUUCUUGCCUAUUCCAUACCUCACCCACAUGAAACUUCAGAGAUGCAAGGUGGAAAGCAUUGAGGAAGGGGCUUUCAGGGGAUUAGGACGGCUUGUCUACCUCAAUUUGGCUUCCAACAAUAUAGCAUUCAUCUAUCAAGAGUCUCUAGAUGGCCUCUCCUCCCUCCGGCAGCUUAUCCUAGAAAAUAAUAGCAUUGAGGAAAUAAAGCCAGGGGCUUUUAGUCAACUGGGCUUCCUCACCUUUCUUAACCUGGCAAGAAACUCCUUGGUUUACCUACCAGAUAUGGUCUUCCAGGGACUUCAGUUGAUCAAGUGGAUUGAUUUGUCCCACAACUCACUCAAUGUGCUUGCCAACGAGGCCUUUGGUGGAUUAUCGACCCUUAGGAAGCUAAGCCUAGAUCACAAUGAACUUCAGUUCCUUCCUAACGAGGCGCUCUCUAGAUUGUCUGGCACGGCCCAGCUAGACCUCGGAAAUAAUCCAAUCACUUAUAUUGGUGAGGAGGCCAUUGAGAUGGCAUCCCUGAAACAGCUCUUCUUGAACAACAUGGCCCUUCAGGAAGUCUCACACAGAGCUUUUGUCAAGAGCCCCCUGCUGCACACUCUUGACCUGCAUAACAACCAGCUGUCCGUGUUGCAGCCACAGACGGAGAUGGCCCACCUCAAAAAAAUUGACCUAACAGGGAACCCUGUCCUUUGCACUUGUGAAAUGCGCCCCUUCAAGGAAUGGGCUGCGAAAGCAAGAAUACACGCCGAUGUGGUAUGUGCUGGUCCUGCUGCCGUCAGGGGAGAGCACCUGGAAUCCCUGAGGGCAACAGAUAUGAAGUGCAGAAGUCACGCAUUGGGUGAGGAGCUGCUGCCUAGCCUGGCCACGGUCACCAGGGAACCAGAGAAGGAUGCUGUAAGAUGUCCACAAGGAUGUACUUGUUCACCAGAUUCCCAGCAUGCAAACUGUGUCAGGAGAAACCUCCAGAGUAUUCCCAAAGGCUUUCCAAGCAACACCCAACUUCUGGACUUGCGCCAUAAUGAGUUCCACUCGGUACCUCAAGACUCCUUCCCUGGCUUGAGAAACCUGACCUCACUCCAUCUGCAGAACUGCAAGAUUGCAAAGCUGCAGCCUGGUGCUUUCCAGGACUUGAAAAACCUCGUCUACCUUUACCUGUCUAACAACAACAUAGAUUCUGUAGAUGCUGAUGUUUUCAAAGGGCCUGCCCAGCUUGCAUAUCUCUACCUGGACCACAAUGGAUUCAACCAAAUAUCCAAAAGCUCCUUCACCCUCUUGCCAAACCUCUUUGCCCUCCACUUGCAACACAACUCCAUCAGUCAGCUGACCGAUAAUGAUCUGGCUGGGCUGGAGAAGCUACGCUGGUUAUACUUAACAGGGAACCGCAUCACUCACAUGUCUCCCAAGGCUCUGGGACAUGCCAAGCUGCUGGAGAAGCUGCAUCUAGACGAGAAUCAUUUGCAGGAAGUGCCCACCAAGUCUCUCAGAGGGCUGCCCACGCUUAGUGAACUGAAGUUGUCCAAGAAUCCCAUAAAGCACAUUGGGGAUGGCGCCUUCCUGCCAGUGGCAAGAUCUCUGCAGCACCUGUAUUUGGAUGAUAUGGGGCUAGAACAGGUAAGCAGGGGGAGGAAGGCUGGAAAUCAAGACCUGCCUUUUCUUGCCAUCAUAUUCCCAGUAACACCCCUUUGCAAAUGUUUCUUUGCUUAAUUUUAUUAAAUACCAAGUUCUCAGGUGUCAUAAGAAGAAUUUGGGAAAUUGUACAAAUGUGUUAGGAGGCCCUAUCCAAGCUGUAGGCCCUAUCUUGCCACCUUCCCCAAAUACAGUACAAGCUUCACCUGAAGGGGAUAAACUUAAUCAAGUCAGACUUGCAUUGUUCAUCUAGCUCAGUAACCAAUUGACAGCAGCUCUCAAGGGUUUCAGACAGGGGUUUUCCCCAGCCCCACUUGGCAAUGCCAGGCAUUAAGUGCAGGGCUUUCUGCAUGCAAGGAAGGUAGAAUCAUAGAAUCAUAGAGUUGGAAGAGACCACAAGGGCCAUCGAGUCCAACCCCCUGCCAAGCAGGAAACACCAUCAGAGCACUCCUGACAUAUGGUUGUCAAGCCUCUGCUUAAAGACCUCCAAAGAAGGAGACUCCACCACACUCCUUGGCAGCAAAUUCCACUGUCGAACAGCUCUUACUGUCAGGUGCCUGCCUCUGAGCUAAUGACCUCCCCCCAGACCACAAAAUCUGCUCUUAGGCCUUUAACAGAGAUAUGCAAUACAAUUUCUAGCAGGUGUGGCUUUUCCACACAUUGCAGUGGCCACAGGAGAGGCUGUCCCUACUCAAACUCUCUCUGCUGCACAGCUGUUCCAUUUCAUCUCAUGGCUCCUGCAGGCCAAGGGAAUGGCCAUUGCCCAGUUAUCAGGACACAGGCUUCUUAUGCAAAAAGGUCCCAGGUUCAUUCCUUGACAUCUCCUGCUAUGACUGGGAAAGAUGCCUGCCUGAAUAAAACCCCAGAGCGCAGCUAAAUGAACCAGGGGUCUGACUCACUGUGUCAGUUUUUUAAACAGCUUGCAUCCAAACUACCUGCACAAUGUAUAAAUAUGAUCUCGGGGGUUAUUGCUGUUUUUCUUUUGCUUAAAAGCUGCCAUCAACUGGAUACUUUUCAAAGGGGCUGGGAGAAGGUACAAAGCCCGAAACCACGGCAGAUGAGCAAAUUUAAAAGCCUAGAACUAUUAUUUCCUUUAUUCCAGCACCCUUAUAGCUAUAGGUUGAAGAUGCUCAGAUCUGGUAGAGCAAUUCCAUUUCCCCAUCCAAGUUUUUUUCCUUAAAGUAAUAUGGAACGACCAUAAUUUGAUCAGUCUGGGGUGGGAUGUGGAAGCUAAGGUGCCUGGAUAAGUAGAAGAGCACCUUCCAAAGGGUUCUGGUGGGACACGCCAAGUGGGUCAAUGUCACCAGAAGUUUCAGAUAACUGGCUAACGUAGAAUUUACUGCUGAUGUCAUUAAGCGUCUGACAGCCAAACUCGUUCUGUGUUUGCAGAUUUCCUCUGGUGCCUUCACUGGCUUGGGCCCACAGAUAAGAAGCCUGUAUCUUGAGAAAAACAAAGUGCGCAGUCUGCCGAACUUACACAGCUUUACAGCUCUGGAGGUCAUCAGCCUGAGUGAUGUUCCUUUCUCUUGCGACUGCCAACUUCUCCCGCUACGCAAGUGAGCUGCUAGUUCCCACUACUGCACAAGGGCUUGUAGAACAGCAGUUUGGGUAGAACGUUUGUCUCUCCUUCUUAUUUGGCAGGGCUUCAAACGCAUCCUAUUAACAUGCUCAGACUAGCACUCUUGCCAGCCAUCUCAGCAUAGUGAUUAUGGGCACUGUUCUAGUUUCUGUUGCCUAGUCACAAAAUUGUACAGUAAUUCAACAUGUUCCUCUUUAUUGCCAAUAAACCAAGUAAGGGACGGGGAAGGCCCAAGAGCAGCAAAUACGAAGCAACUCUUUCAUUAUACCAACUCACUUCAAAUGCUUUGCAUCUGCUUUCAAGCCAAUAUGCUUUAAGCUGACUCAAAUGCUGCAGCGUAUCUAGACUAAAGCUAGGUAAGAGAUAGGCAACCCGACACAAUUUGAAAAGGUGGUUCAUUCGUUUACGCAUCAAGCUGAUAAGCUGAGCUCCAUAGUUGCCUAGGCUGACUUAGAAUUUUUUUUAAAUUUUAAAUUAAUUCAUUAAAUUAAUGAAAUCAUCAAGUCUCCAUACCUUCCUUUCUCCUCCUCUGUGUUUCACAAUAACUGAAGAUCCUCUUGUAUCAAGAAGCAAGCUUUCAGAAAUGUAGGAAAGUGUGUGACUGUGAAGAUACAAAGGCUUAGUACUUAGGCUGAUCAUAUUGCCUCGCUUCUUCCUCCUUUUCAGGUGGCUUGACAAGCUGAAUCUUAGAGUAGGAGCCACCUGUGGCUCCCCAGCAGAGGUACGUGGCCAGAAGGUGAAGCUCGUCACUAUCUUCCAAAGCUGCCCAGGCUGGAAUACCAAGAAGACAAAAAGAACCAGUUCAACUAAAGCCAAAGCCAAGGCUGGAAGGAGCUCCAGUAAGAAGAGGCAGCAGCAAGCUGGGAAUAUACGAGUCAAGAAAAGCAGGAAAAGCAGAAGCAGGAAAAGCAAGUUGCUGAAAAUGCGCUUCUCCAUUAAUAGGGGGAGAAAGGCUUGA
This is a messenger RNA of Podarcis lilfordi (Lilford's wall lizard), 6088 nucleotides long. The record is from the annotation of a GenBank genome assembly. NCBI's taxonomy places the organism in Eukaryota, Metazoa, Chordata, Lepidosauria, Squamata, Lacertidae.